Molecule: messenger RNA, 1036 nt
Organism: Brassica rapa (field mustard)
Lineage: Eukaryota; Viridiplantae; Streptophyta; Magnoliopsida; Brassicales; Brassicaceae
Product: protein EPIDERMAL PATTERNING FACTOR 2
Biological process (GO): guard cell differentiation; stomatal complex development
Source: RefSeq, a predicted model, not a curated record
AGUGUAGAAAAAUAUCAUAAAAUCGACGAGAAUCAUGUGACCUCCAUCAGGUGCACGUACGUCUUUUUUCAUUUAUUGUUGUAACACAUACCAAUUUUUCUCAUCUUUUCACCAACUAUAUAAAUACAUAUAUAUCACUUGCACUUAGAUUAUUCAUCCUUCAUCACACAACACACGUAGUACUGUCUCCUGUUUUCAUCUUUAGAAGAUUCUCUUUAAAACAUCUGCUUUAUCCAGAUUUAAUCUUGUUGAGACAAAAAUAAAAUAAAACAUGAAGAAGUUUCUCCGCACGUUAGUGUUUGCCCUCGUCCUAGUCUUCGCCGCGUGUUCUUUGGUCGUUAACUGCAUUCGCACGCCGCCACUAAAAACUGCGGUCAAUGGCGGAGAGAAUAAAAACUCCGAGAUGGGACGAACUCAAACCCACCACAAGGAAAUAAAGGAAAAAAGAGGGGUAGAGAUGGAAAUGUAUCCUACAGGAUCGAGUUUACCUGAUUGUUCCUACGCAUGUGGUGCAUGCUCGCCGUGUAAACGCGUGAUGAUUAGCUUUCAGUGCUCCGUCGCCGAAUCAUGCAGCGUCAUCUACAGAUGCACGUGCCGAGGAAGAUACUAUCACGUGCCAUCUAGGGCUUGAAUCUUUACCGUUUAUCUACUUUUUCUUGUGUGUGUGGCAACCGGCAAAUAUCAGUUUUGGCGGGUGGCGGCAAAACUAUCUACAAUGUUUUUGUACAAUUUUGUUGGAAAUUUUAAUUACGCUAUGAGCCCUCCUACAACUAAUAUUGGGCUUUCUAAGGCUUCUUCAAUGCGCGUCAUGACACGACCGAAUCAGAUGCUUGAAGCAAAGUCAAAUGUUUCGGCCAUUUUUUUUAAUAACUGCAAGAUGAUUUUUUUUUCCUCGCAUCAAGUAGCAACCUGUAAACUUUUUUUUUACCAUAUGAAGAGUUUUAGAACUUUUUGUCUUCUUUAGUUAAUCUGAUUUGCAUUAGUGAAUCAGAGCUGAAUGCUUAAGUACAGUAAAAGCAAUCACUAGAUUUUUGUU